Molecule: messenger RNA, 3093 nt
Organism: Lachnellula hyalina
Lineage: Eukaryota; Fungi; Ascomycota; Leotiomycetes; Helotiales; Lachnaceae
Gene: scd1
Product: Rho guanine nucleotide exchange factor
Exons: 5
Coding region: 1-3093 (1030 amino acids)
Biological process (GO): septin ring organization; establishment of cell polarity
Cellular component (GO): mating projection tip; division septum; cytoplasm
Molecular function (GO): protein binding; guanyl-nucleotide exchange factor activity
Source: RefSeq, a predicted model, not a curated record
AUGGCUCAUGCUCAUGGACCACUCUCCAGGACAAACACAGCGCCUGUGUUUCCCACCAGAAAUACCAACGGCCUCUCUGGCUUGAGUCAAACUAUGAGCCACAGCUCGAGAUCGUCCCAGCUCUCAGGCUCCACCGCAUUUACCUCUUCUUCGUCGACGUCCCUCUCGUCUCUCGCCAGCUCCGCUACCAUGCUCCCGCCGCCAACUAGCGGAUCAGUAGUUGCAACAAACAAUAUCAUUAACCAACAAGCCGACGCGUCCCGAUCCCUAUACCAAAUCUGCGUACAGCUUAGGCAGCGACUGGCCCAAGUCCCAGGCUUUGAUGUACAUUUACACGAUUCAGAGAACGAGGAGGAUGAGGAGGAUAUGGACCCAGUCUCGUCACUAUGGCGGUGUUUGCGGAAAGGAACGCCUCUGAUGACCAUAUAUAACGCGAUUCAACCCCCUAUACCCUUACAUCUUGAUGAGAAGAUAGAAACGCCACUUAAAAGGGCGAAGCGUGCAACAUUCAAAUUCGUUGAAGCAUGUCUAAAGGGCGAGUUGGGUGUACCGCCGGGGGAGUGUUUUGCUCUUUCAGAUCUCUUUGGAGAUGAUACAACGGGUUUCGUCAAGGUCACACAGGUGAUCAACCUCGUCCUCGAUGUAGCUCAACAACGCGGUCAACUCUUGUCUGUUGAAGAAAAGAGUGUAGACCCGGCUGCUAUGACCGUUUCGGAAAAGAUGAGCUACAGAGACCAUGUGGUUGCGGAAAUGGUUAAUACAGAACGGAAAUACGUCCAGGAUCUCGAGAAUCUUCAUGAUCUAAAGAAACAAAUUGAGCAAAAUGGCGUAGUCCCGGGGGAUGUGGUCCACGAAAUUUUUCUGAACAUCAACGCCAUUUUAGAUUUUCAACGUCGAUUUCUCAUUAAAAUCGAAACUACAAAUUCUCAAUCCAAGGACCAGCAACAAUGGGGCUUGCCCUUUGUCAACUACGAGGAAUCUUUCAAUAUAUAUAGGCCAUUCAUUGCAAACCAGCGAAAGGCCGCGGCCAUUGCUAAGCGGGAUUUCUCCAAGUUAUCACAGGCUAAACAUGCUAUUGUCGUGGACUUCAAUACUCUAGAUGGAUUCCUUCUCAAGCCGAUGCAACGUUUGGUCAAGUACCCUUUACUCUUGAAGGACUUGCGCGACAAAGGAGGUCUAGACGAAACGAUGAAAACCGAUCUAACAGCCGGUAUCGAAGCAUCCAAUCGAGUACUGAGGGAAGCCAACGAUGCUGUUGACCAGGAGCUGAGGCGAGAAGCACGAGAAGACUUGGAAAGUCGGGUGGAUGACUGGAAGAACCAUCAGAUCGAUCAUUUCGGAGACCUCCUUAUGCAUGGUCAAUUUAUGGUAGUCACAGGGAAGAGUGAUGUCCAAAAAGAAGUAGGACCUCAAUCUCUUCAAUCACUCCGACGUCUUUCAGUUCGAAAUACGGGAGCUCCGGCCUUCUGGCGCAAGGCGCUAGAAGCCGAUCCGGCUUAUUCAUCCUCGGCAUCACCAGAGACGCCAGUAAUAUCUGUUGGCACUCAGGAUGAGGAAUUAAACCCAAACAAGCUUAUGGGAACUCAAAAAGACAAGAAGGAUAAGAACAAGAAUAAGGAACACAACAAGAACGCCAAGCUGCAGCUGAAGGGCCGAAUCUUCAUGACCAAUGUGACUGAUGUUGUCUCACAGGCGAAACAAGGCUCGUAUGCGAUCCAGAUCUUCUGGAAAGGCGAUCCUGGAGUAGAGAAUUUUAUCAUUCGGUUCUCCAAUGAGGAUACAAUGAAGAAGUGGUACGCAGGUGUUCACGACCAAAGAACCGCACACGCCAACUCGGCGCAAAGAGGAAAUAGUCCUGAUUCGUUAGCCACCGAUUUUGCUUGGAUGAGAGACCAGACGGCAGCCAUGCCCAAUCCAUACGCGCAGCAGGAAGAUGAAGAAGACGAGGAUGAAAACGUCCAGCAAAUCUUUGGAUACGCCAACCAACCAAUGCCUCGAAAUGCAUCCAGCACAAGUUUACGGUCCAGAUCAACCACGGGGGAUAGUAGUCAAUCACUAGCCGGAAUUGCGCGAGCUCCACCUCCACGAUUUCCCAUGGGCUUUCAAAACCCUCCUCUUAGUUUACAAACUUCAAACACUUCAAUGCCCUCACCAACUCAACGUGGUUGUGAUUCUUAUUUCUCACCAGUUGGCGAAUCGCCUGCUUCCUCGAGGACAAGUACUGCCUCAUCGAUGUUCCCGUUCCCCCGCCAAGGAACACCACUAGGCUCGUGGGAGGAUCAAAAUCGCUACACAGCGCCGGCGGGGCCACGCGCCCCUUCGAGAGGAAGCCAAACGCCUUUGGAUACUUACCAGAUGAAUGGGCGCACACCUCAACGACCUUCGCUUCCGGCCAUGGCAUCACAAUCGGCCCAGGCGAGUGCAGCAGCGCAACGAAGUCGGUCUUACAGUACUCCUGACAUCAACGGUCAGGGAGGAGGUCGACAACGAAUCAACGGCACCCCGAGUAGUCAAGUACCGGCAGUACCUGGUAUUCCAGCGCAUUUGCACCCAGCGUACGACUCUGGGAUUCCCAGAUCGCAGAAUUCUUCUCCCAAUGGGAUGCCGAUAAGGACAAACACUCAGUCACCAGGGGCGCAGAGAGAGCGGAUGCCAAUAGGUCAGUACCCGAACGGUGCACCUCAAUAUGCCAGGAACAAUUCGAUAGGGAUACCCACCAGUUCUGCAGAUAGUCGGGCCAUGUCACCGCCACUCGGAAGCGCCUUGUCUGGUGACAGUGACAAUUUGCCCACUCAGCUGAAAGUCAAGGUGAAUUGCGACGGCAACUACGUGACGCUUGUAGUAGCAUUUAACAUCACAUACCAAUCUCUUAUCGACCGCAUCGACGCCAAAGUCGGCCGUUUCUCCAACAAUGCCAUAGCGAGAGGCACAAUGAAACUACGCUACCGAGACGAAGACGGUGACUUUGUCACCAUCGAAUCAGAUGACGACGUUCAAAUCGCCUUCCAGGAAUGGAGGGAGGCACAGAAAGCCCAAUACCAUGCUGGGCAGCUUGGCGAGAUCGAGCUUUUCUGCCUCGGUGUGGACAACUAG